Molecule: messenger RNA, 2174 nt
Organism: Ruditapes philippinarum (Manila clam)
Lineage: Eukaryota; Metazoa; Mollusca; Bivalvia; Venerida; Veneridae
Product: peptidoglycan recognition protein 3-like
Exons: 5
Coding region: 1-1380 (459 amino acids)
Biological process (GO): peptidoglycan catabolic process
Molecular function (GO): zinc ion binding; N-acetylmuramoyl-L-alanine amidase activity
Source: RefSeq, a predicted model, not a curated record
AUGCAGAUAUAUUUGUGCUACAUGAAUAUGGACGGAUUAAGAAUAAUCUUCCUUUUACUUUGUCUGCAAAUGACACAGGGAUGUUUCCGAUCGGGUUUUACAAGCGACAGAGAACUUACGGAGAGUGGCAGUGAUACUAGUAACAACGUUGAAGACGAACCUGUAACAGAUGCACCGGAAGUUGGGACUGGCGGGAACAAUGAACCUGUAACAGAUGCACCGGAAGUUGGGACUGGCGGGAACAAUGAACCUGAAACAGAUGAUGAUGAGAAUAACGUUAAUGAUGAGACGCCGACGUGGCCAGGGUGUCCAUCUAUCAUAACCAGAUCACAGUGGGGAGCACGUGCAGCAAAAAGUACAACGCCAAUGACGUCUGCUCCAAUGUAUGUAGUAAUACACCAUGGCGCGGGAACUAGAUGUUUCACACCUGAAAAAUGCCAAGAAAUAGUUCGAGACUACCAGAAUUUACACAUGGAUACCAGAAAAUGGAGUGACAUUGGUUAUAACUUCAUUGUUGGCGAGGACGGAAAUGUGUACGAAGGAAGGGGCUGGGGAAUCCGAGGCGCGCACGCUGGAACUUCAGAGUUAAAUAAAAAGAGCCUAGGAAUUUGUGUGAUCGGGGAUUUCAGCAAUAAUGUCCCUAACGAGGCUGCCCAGAAUGCUGUGAAACAGCUGAUCACGUGCUCCAAGUCCAACGAUAAGCUGCUGUCUACCUACACAAUACGCGCACAUCGUGAUUUAAAGAAUACAGAGUGUCCAGGGCAGAAGUUCUACGACGUGAUCAAAACAUGGUCUAGAUAUAGCGAAAGUGCCAGUGUUGACGCAAAAACGAGUGAAGAUGGAACUGUCAGUGUUGAAAACGCCGAAAUCCAACUUCCUGGGUGUCCAACGAUCAUCUCCCGAGCGGGCUGGGGUGCACGGGCACCGAAGAGCAGAAGACAGAUGAGUUCGUUGCCAUCUUAUGCACUUAUUCAUCAUGGUGCUGGAGCUAGAUGUUUUACAAAGAGCGCGUGCACGAGCACAGUCCAGGCGUAUCAGAAACUGCACAUGGAUAAUAACAAUUGGCACGAUAUUGGAUACAACUUCAUUGUUGGUGAAGAUGGCAACGUGUACGAGGGUAGGGGUUGGGGAAUAAGCGGUUCACAUGCUGGAAAAAAUCCCUACAACAGUAUAAGUUUAGGUAUUUGUGUGAUCGGAGACUUUAGUAACGAUGUACCAAACGAGGCUGCACAGACGGCGAUAAAACAGUUGUUAUCAUGUUCAGUAGCCAAGAAGAAACUUUUGCCAUCAUACACACUGCGCGGUCAUCGUGACGUGAAAAGCACAGCAUGCCCUGGGACAAGUUUCUACAAUGUUAUUCGAACAUGGAACAGAUAUUAACUCAAUAUUCCUGUUUUGUAAUACAUGUAAAUACUAGCGGCAGUAUGAAUGAGGCUAUGAUUUUUUUUUUACUCGAUUUCAACUUUUUUUGGUAAACUACUAAAUGCAAGCACUUAAAUUACCUUCACUCGUAUCCAUCUUUAGAAUUACUAUUCAUCAAAACUAUCAAUUCGCUAAAUAUUUUAAUUACUUAAAACUAUUCAUCAUUUUUAGCUGAAAUUGCAAAAUAUAAGAGCCGCGUCAUAACAAAGCCAACAUAGUGGGUUUGCGACCAGCAUGGAUCCAGACCAGCCUGCGCAUCCGCGCAGUCUGAUCAGGAUCACUGCUGUUCACUGUCAGUUUAUCCACUGUUAUAGUGUUGGUAAGCGAACAGCAUGAAUCCUGAUCAGACUGCGCAGAUGCGCAGGCUGGUCUGGAUCCAUGCUGGUCGCAAACCCACUAUGUUGGUUUUGUCAUGGCGCGGCUCAUAUACUGACAGGAAUAGUUAACAAUGCAGAAAAUGGUCGGACUGAUUUUAGUCAUGCACUGGUCGCGAAAAGUAGAAUCAGCUGACGUCAGCCGGCUUCAAUACUUUUUGUCUCAAUGCAAGUUAUUUAUAUGAUUACUUGGAAAGUAUAUAACUACAUGUAUAAGAGAAAUAGUGAUAAUAUAUAAUCAAUAUUAAUAAUUCUAAUUGCUCCACUGACAAAUCUGCCUUAUUAUGCUUAUACAGCAAUGAAUGUACAUCUUAUAUUGUCACCUAUGUUAUAUUUAUGAUAUUAUGCAAUAUACAGAUGAUCAUCAAAUUCCAGAAA